Molecule: messenger RNA, 700 nt
Organism: Acaulospora colombiana
Lineage: Eukaryota; Fungi; Glomeromycota; Glomeromycetes; Diversisporales; Acaulosporaceae
Source: the annotation of a GenBank genome assembly
CUAUACAAGUGACAUUCCUUAAGCUUCGGUUGGCUUCAAUUUAUCUCAAUAUCAGAACAGACAAUAGCAUAGUUGCUAUGUCAUUUCCAGAAGGCUUUCAAAUCACCUUCAGCGACGUGCCAACCGAAACAGCGGCCAGUGGCACUUCGAUACUUCUUCCAAGCGGCAGAAUACAGUGCCUCCUCUCUACUUCUAAUGACCCUGACCAAUGGUUAGAAGCAGCCGUAGGAAGCUUUGAUAUUGGUAUGGAUAUCUAUACCAGACCAGAUGAUUGGAAAUCUCUUGGUGAAGCACAAUCCCGUUUCAUCGAAGAGCAGGAUUCAAUGACUCGGCGUGUGCCCUUUAUCUAUGAAAAAGGAACACCAGUUGUAUCAGACCGUCUAUGGAGAGGAGAAAAGAAGCCCCCACUCUCCGCAAGAAGCUCUCAAACGGAUCAGAGAAAAGCCGAACUUCUAUUGAUCUCGAUGAGCAGCUUGGACUCUAGUAGUAUUGAUGAGUCUGAUGAGCCAAAAAGUGGUACAGAAAGUGACGGUUAUUACAGUGAAGAGGACCUUAUAGACAUUUCCGGCGUAUUGGUGGGCAUAUCCCGGGACAAGUCCAUGCCCCUCAAUUCGAACUCUCGCAGGUUGGCAAUAUUUCGUGCCCAAUCGCCUUUCCUAAAAUCUCACAUCGAUCUCUUAGGAAGCUCGGAUACCUCUGC